GGGCGUGACCGAGCAGUCUGAACGUGAUUGCAAGUGAGUUAGUGCUCGAGCGAGAACAAACGAACGUAAUAGCAGAAAAGAGAGUGCUAUUACGCAAGUUGGUCAACAGAGGUGCGCAGGUGAUUGCUAGCGAGAACGAGCGAAGGCAACACUCGGUCUUGAAUGCUGAGAAUGAGGGGCAAAUCGUCGUGACCAUAGCACAAGUGCUCGCAUCCCGAGAGCCGACGCUAUCAGAACACGAUCUUGAGUGGGGAGACGUACAGAGGUAGAGAAGGAGAAAGAGAACUACAAGGGAAAGAAGGAGAAAGGGAAGAAGAGUGUAAGAGAGGAGGAGGGGGGGGAACGUGCGGGGCAAAGAGUUACUAACAUUUGAAGAUCACGCUGAGAGCGGUCGGAGACGGCUUCAGGGAUUCCUAGGUGACCGGGACGCGAGCGGCCGCACUAAGUGGAGUUGUAGGGCCAGUGAAAGAGCCAUGGGGGUCAUUGACGCCUUGAAAGUGAUUCCUGAGAAGGUGAAGGCAAUUCCAGGCGUUGUGCGAGAUUACUUCCAGGCCGAUGAAGAAAAGGGAGCAAAAAUUCGGCGAUGGUUGGGGGCCACCAUUAUUGCCGUGGCCUUUGGCUACAUGGCUGUUACAUCAGAGCCCAUGGCAUCCUCUCUUGAACCAGUUACCGAUAAAGUCAAAGGCUUGUUUGGGAAGGGAAAAUCCAAGAGUCAGGCAUUCUACAAGGAGCACAAAAGAGCACAGAGGACUUAUCCGCGUUAUUGAUUGCCGCGGAGUGGAUUUGAAUGCCUACGAGGCUGAGGUUGAAUAUGCCUCUUGCAUGCAGAGGGAUGGUGGUCUGUAAUCGUUCUCAUGGACUUGCUGCAGGGUGAAUAGUUAGGAUGGGGAAGAGGUAGGCUUUUGAUGGCGCGGCAUAUGCUGCUGCUGCCGAUGUAGCUGAUGUCUUCUGUUUCUGAGAUGCUGCUUGAGAUAUGCCAAAUCAGGUGUGUUUCACUGGUACAGAUACUACAGAUGACACAGAGGGGAUUCGAAAUGUUCUUCCCAAUUUUAGUGAUUUUAACUCUGUUACUGGCUGGUCCACUCACGACAAGCCUGCUAGUUGAGAGGGUGAUCUUGGAUAGGCAUGGCUGAGAUGCUGUCUGAGGAGAGGGUGAUACGCUAUUUGCGUUAUCUUUCAGUGGAACAGAUUAUGAUGAAGAACAGAGAUGGCUCGGUGGAAGGGACUGACUUCAUCUGGUUCAUCUGAGCGGGUAGUGGGAGGUGGGUGGACAGCCGGCAGGCUAAUUCUGAUCCCUUGUCUGAGCAACGUCGGGCGCACAGGGGUAUAAAAGAGUAUGUGAUUGGACCAAAGUUAGGUGAUCAGCUGUUUACAGAGGUUUCAAGAAGCCGCACUUCCAUGUCGUUUGCUUUUAAAAUGUGACCUUGUUGGCUUGAAGAGGCGUAUGGAUAGAGCAGACUGAGUGAGCGUGAUCUUUCAGUAGUAGAGAAGGAAAGGUCCAUGACUGCGUACUGAUAUCGUUUAAAAGUUGAAACUGAGAUCUGGAAAAAAAAAAAAAAAGAUUGUCAUAUGCACUGGGUUGUUAGAGUACGAGACUCUGAUCAUGACCUCACGGACCGGGGCCAUAGAUCAUUCAAUCGUUCGUUAUGAACUGUGUGCUUUUGAAAUUUCUGUAACUUUCAUUGUGCCUUGUUCUCUUUUAUUUUUUCAUCAUCUGUCUUUCUGAAAUUGCUGUGAAAGUGCUCCAAAUUUCGUUGUGCCCUGCUACCGAAGUUUAGCUCCACGGACUUCG
Molecule: messenger RNA, 1792 nt
Organism: Chara braunii
Lineage: Eukaryota; Viridiplantae; Streptophyta; Charophyceae; Charales; Characeae
Source: the annotation of a GenBank genome assembly